Cutaneotrichosporon cavernicola is the source of this 453-nucleotide messenger RNA. RefSeq lists its product as uncharacterized. The transcript has 3 exons. NCBI's taxonomy places the organism in Eukaryota, Fungi, Basidiomycota, Tremellomycetes, Trichosporonales, Trichosporonaceae. The coding region runs from base 1 to 453 and encodes 150 amino acids. The record is from RefSeq and is a predicted model, not a curated record.
AUGCGCCUCUCCCUACUUCCCCUCCUCUUCAUAACAGGUGCUCUAGCACAACGAUUCACAACUACUAUCGGCGAGGAAAUUGUCGUCGCUACGGCGUUUACUACCCGUGGCGAGACGACUACGCGUAUCCUUGACACGAUCGAUACGGUUGAGAAGACGACGCAGUCGUUUACACCUAGUGGUUCGGUCUCCUUCAACCCAACCGACACCUACACCGUACCCAAGCCAACCCGCAUCGCGACUUUAGGCAGCCCCUCGCCCCUCGCCAACUCUGGCCUCGCAAAUGUGACCGUCACAGCUACCACCUCAGCCGUACCCAGUGGCACGAGGAUAGGCCUAGGAGCAUACCAGACCUCUUUACAAGCCGCUCAAGCGACGCAGUCUGGAUCAGCCUCCCGCAUCCUCCCAGCCGCACCGCUAGCCUUGGCAGGCGUGGUGUACGCGCUCAUGUAA